AUGGGCUGCGAUAUCAAGAAUCCGGUGGUCCAGGACCAGGCUGAGGCCGCACUCCCCUUACCACCAUCAGGAGGAGUGGCCGAGCCAGAUACAGAGACAGACACGGAAGUGAAGCAGGAAAAAGACAGAGGGAAUGUUGAUACGGAAACGUAUCCAGAGGGAGGCCUCAAGGCGUGGCUUAACAUGCUGGGAGCAUUCUGCGCCAUGGCCUGUACCUUUGGCUGGAUCAGUACGUUUGGAGUCUUCCAGGCAUACUACCAUACACAUCUGCUCAAAGAAAACACCCAUUCCCAGAUAGCCUGGAUAGGUGGAUUGCAGGCCUUUUUUAUCUGCACCACGGGACUAAUAUCAGGUCCACUGGUUGAUAGAUACGGUCUCAAACCUAUACUGGUCCCCUUCUCGCUCCUGGCUCUUCUUUCUGUGAUGCUCACAUCCAUCUGCAAAGAAUACUACCAAUUCAUCCUCACGCAAGGCGUACUAGGCGGGUUUAGCGUGGGGAUGCUUUAUACUCCCUCAAUCUCGAUUAUGGGCCACUACUUCCACCGCCGACGCGAUUUAGCCAUCGCCGUAGCCUCGGCCGGCUCGCCCCUGGGUGGAGUAAUCUUCCCCAUCGCCCUGCUUCAGAUGCUGGAACACUCCCGUAUCGGGUUCGGCUGGGCCGUGCGGGGAGUCGGACUGAUAUUUCUGUUCUUCCUGUGCAUUGCAUGCGCUACACUGACGCCCCGAGUGACACCACGGCGAGGUCCUCACUUCCUCUCCGCCGCGUUCAAGGACCCCGUGUAUGUGUCGCAGCUGGUCGGCUACUGCUUGGUGUUCUGGGGCAUAUACACUCCCUUUUUCUUCCUGCCGUCGUUCGCCAUCCGGCAUAGCGUCAGCGUCGAUUGGGCCUUUUACAUCUUGCCCAUUUACAACACCGGUUCGUUUGUGGGGCGCAUCAUAUGCGGCCGUCUAACCACCAUCUGCGGUAGGUUUAACACCUUGCUAGCAGCCAUACUAGUCUCGGCCGUGUUAAUGUUUUGCUGGCUGGCCGCGACCUCGCUGGCGGGCAUAAUUGUGUUUGCGGUGGUAUUCGGCUUUUCGUCUGGUGCUAUUAUCGGCCUCUUCCCUGCUGCAGUGGCCGUUACUGCACCACAAGCAAACCAGAUUGGAACGUACCUGGGGAUGACGAUGGGGGUGCUCGGACUUUUCUGUUUGACCAGUUCACCCAUGAUGGGCGCCAUCGUGACUCGGUCUGGCGGCCGGUAUGACGAGGCGAUCAUUUUUAGUGCAGUCCUUAUUGUUGUGGGAGGGAGCUUGAUUGUGUUUGCUAGGGUGAAGCACUCCGGCUGGAAACUGGUUGCUUGA
Messenger RNA from Nannizzia gypsea CBS 118893, 1344 nucleotides. RefSeq lists its product as hypothetical. NCBI's taxonomy places the organism in Eukaryota, Fungi, Ascomycota, Eurotiomycetes, Onygenales, Arthrodermataceae. Gene Ontology annotation, cellular component: fungal-type vacuole membrane. The transcript is spliced from 3 exons. Gene Ontology annotation, biological process: transmembrane transport. Gene Ontology annotation, molecular function: transmembrane transporter activity. Bases 1 to 1344 code for a protein of 447 amino acids. The record is from RefSeq and is a predicted model, not a curated record.